Pochonia chlamydosporia 170 is the source of this 1221-nucleotide messenger RNA. RefSeq names its product alpha/beta hydrolase fold protein. The record is from RefSeq and is a predicted model, not a curated record. The transcript is spliced from 3 exons. Gene Ontology annotation, molecular function: hydrolase activity. The coding region runs from base 1 to 1221 and encodes 406 amino acids. NCBI's taxonomy places the organism in Eukaryota, Fungi, Ascomycota, Sordariomycetes, Hypocreales, Clavicipitaceae.
AUGGCUGUCCAGAGUGCGCUGAGGGUCGAAGCUUUGGAAAGCUACCCACACCAAAAUGGAAGACCAAAGCUUUCAAUAUGGGAAUAUGUAAAGCUGUUAGCCAAGGCAACCACCAUCAUCCCUCUGCGCAUGGCGUUGUACAUACUGCGAAUAGUAUAUUUUUCGGCCAGACGAAAGUUCAACAUCAAGUACUAUGUGUUUUGCGCCAUUGUUGAUGUCGUCUUUACGACCUUCAAUGAUCGCGAAAUCCAGAUUUACUCGCAUCCCACCAUAGAUGCCUAUAACAUGUGGGUAAAUGGCAAGCUGGGGCGCACCAGAGAGCCUGCACUCCGGCAACGGCUUGUCCAUGAAAUCCAGCCGCUUGGUCACACUGGCGGCUCGCUUCUGUGGGUAGGAAACCGACGUAAGGCCAGCAAGAUCGUGCUGUUCUUGCAUGGCGGUGGGUAUAUUGCGCCAGCUCUUCGAGGCCACUAUGAGUGGUGCUGGAAUGCCUACGUUAUGGCAGGCAGGGAAGCUGGAGUUGAGGUCGCAGUCGGUUGUCUCCAGUAUACCCUUUUAAACGAUGGUAGAUUCCCUGUUCCUCUCGUGCAGGGCGCAGAAGCCCUUAGGUCGAUUUUGGAUUCCGGAGUCAACCCGUCUGAUAUCUACGUGGGCGGUGAUUCUGCAGGGGGGAACCUGAGCUUGCAAAUCUUGAGCCACAUUCUCCAUCCUUAUGAAGGAAUUUCCCCUCUGAAGUUAUCCAAGCCUCUUGGAGGAGUCUUCCUAGUUUCGCCUUGGUUGAGCAACAAUGUUUACACCGACUCGUUCAAUCGCAACAGUGGCCAUGACAUGAUAUCCUUUGGGGCCAUGGAUACUCUGGGCGCCGCCCUCUAUGGCGAAGAGUUGAUCAAAGCACAUAAGGCAGAUAUCCUUGCCGGAGACUACUCCGCAGCGAACCCAUACAUGACCCCUCUGGAUACUGACGAAGACUGGCUCGACGGUAUUGGGGACAUUACUUCCCACGUCUAUCUCACCGUGGGGAAGAACGAGAUUCUGUACGAUCAGGGCGUCAAGUUGAUUAGCCUUUUGCGGCGCAGAAAUGCGACAUGUAAAAUUAGAUUGGAUGAGGCGGAGAAGGAGGCUCACGACUUUAUUCUCAUUGAGAACAUAUUUGGAAAGCCAGGGGAUGCGACGUCCAGGAUGAAGGAUUGGUUCAAGGGGGUUAUCACGACCCGUCAUUGA